Molecule: messenger RNA, 717 nt
Organism: Angiostrongylus costaricensis
Lineage: Eukaryota; Metazoa; Nematoda; Chromadorea; Rhabditida; Metastrongylidae
Source: the annotation of a GenBank genome assembly
AUGUUAGCGAAAUGGCUACGGUUAUGCAUUAUCCUUUUGCUGGAGGUUUCACCUCUGCUGCCGUACAGUUUUCGGUCUGAGAAAAUCAACUAUAUUUACGAGAAGGCGCUACAACAUAUUGCGGAUAGGAAGCGUCUGCAGAAGCUAGAGGGUGAACUGACGUCCUACGACAAAGUUUACAUGGACACCAAGACUCUUCCGAAGUACCGAGCAACCUAUGAACUUUCCAGUCAAGUAGAGAAAAUUGACAGAAAGCUCGCUACAUUACUGGAAAAGUACGACUUACAGGAAGCUAUCUAUGCCUUUAAGGAGGUAGUUUUUUUUUCUGCAUUAUUUGCCUCAACGAAACAAUCCCCUGAACUGGAUCGAUUCGAUGAUGAGCGUCUGCAACAACUAUGGGAAAUGGCACAUGGUGGAAAAUUUUCUGAGAACGAAUUGAGAGGCCUUAUGUGUGGCGGUUCUUUCAAAAAUCUUAUUUUUGGCAACAUUACGGUGAAUUUAUUUUUAGCGUUCAAAAAGGAGCUGAAGGAUGCCGAGAGGAAAACAGAAAUAUACCAUGAUGCACUUAAAACAAUGAACAAGGUUUCAAUAGAAAAUUCAAUCCACUUCGAUGACCAUCAGUUCCUGGACAUCAAGGUGAAGUAUCAGCACCUCCAAUUAUGUAUAAAUCCCUAUUUUCACGUUGCUCUGAUUGGGAUUUGCAGAAUUCGCAUUUGA